This is a messenger RNA of Phalaenopsis equestris, 3095 nucleotides long. RefSeq lists its product as uncharacterized. Lineage: Eukaryota; Viridiplantae; Streptophyta; Magnoliopsida; Asparagales; Orchidaceae. The transcript is spliced from 13 exons. The coding region runs from base 583 to 2661 and encodes 692 amino acids. The record is from RefSeq and is a predicted model, not a curated record.
CCCGAGGCGGCAAAUCGCUUUGUACAGUAAAUUAGUUCUACCUUGUGCGGUGGAGCAUCGGAGUUUCUCAACACUGUCGAAAACAUGUUUCUGCAAUCGUUUUUCUCCGUGUAAUAACUCUGAUUUACAGCGCUGCACGAGAAGAAGACAAAACCAGAAAGAGGGGAACUGAUCUUGCACCCCAAGCUCUUCGGAUUUCUCCACCCGCUUCCAGUUUUCCGCUUAUUUUCUCACUCCCAUUAUCAGCUGUCGGUUCCUAGGGGUAUGGGAUUCGCUUUUUUCUGUAAGAGUGAACGGCGGACAGUUGCAAGCGAUGUUAGACUUUAAUAUUUGCGUGUCAAUUGCAUUGCAUAAGUGCAUGACGCGCUCUUUUCGUGUAUAUAAAGUGGAGAUGAUGCAAGUGGAGCAACAAAUCAGAUUAAACCAUGAGAAGGAAAUGGCAUAUUUAACAUAUAUUAUUGGACUUCUUGCUAGUGGCAGAUGAGCAAGCUAAGGAAGGGUGCUACAUAUCUAUGGAAAAUACUUUUCAAUUAGACUCUUUUUUCUUAUUGGUAAGCAAAUUGUUAUAAAGAUUAAUAUAAGAUGGCUCGAAAAGGAAGUCAACCGAGAAAUGGUUAUGAUCGCAAGACAAACAAAUUUCAAAAUGUAAUUCCAGGAUCAUUGGAUGAGUCUUCCAUUGAAAGCAAAGAAACGAAAGCAAAAGGUGACCACAAUGAUCAGCCAAAUGGUGAUUUCCAAGUCAGAUCGAGCAAUCCUUUUGUUAAGAAAGGAAUAAAUACCGAGACUACUGGGACUGUUAGGAGUUCCAAGCAAAGAACCUCUGAUGUUCAUUUAAGGGAGAAGUCAUUUAGUAGUAACCAGAGUUCAGCACGAGCAGAUAUGUCUUUUAAAGCAGCUGACAUUACAGAAAAUGACUUGUUAUCAGAUGCGUACAUGUCCAUUGAAUCUAAUGGAGUGAUGCUCAAUUAUAAUUGCAAUCUUAGCAACAACCUGUUUAGUAGAUUUUCAGUAGGAAGUACUGCAUCUAUUGUUGGAUCUCUGCAUACUAUUAGUGAUUGGAGUUUUAGAUCUGCUUCACAUGUCCUUAAAAUUGCUAGUGAAUGGAUUGAGCAUCUAAAACCUCGGGUCUCUCCUUUAAUCUGCUAUAUGCAUAAUACCUAUGAUUAUGUUAUUGCAAGAAUCAAGUUUGUGUAUCCUGUGAUUUGUACUUGGAUUUUGCAUUUUGGCAAAUUGGCAUUUUUUCUUUCUGCGAUUUGGCUAGACUGCAGCAUAAGGGGUGUUACUUCAUUAUUUCAUUUGGGUACGGCAUCAUUAUUUACAGUUCUCUGGUGCAGCCUACUUUCAAUCAUUGGUAUGGUUGGAUUCAUAAAAUUCCUUAUCAUGGCGGUCAUUGCCUUUCUGCUGUUGAUUUUCGUUGGCAUUGUUCCUGCAAUUUUGGUGCCUGCGAUUUCUGCAACUGUGGCUUUGUGGCUUUGUGGAAGCUUUUGGACGACAAGCCUUAUAAUUUUUCUUGGAGGUGUCUCAUUUUUCUUGCAUCAUGAACGAAUUGCACUUUUUGUGACCUUGUUGUAUUCUCUGCUCUGCGUUAGAAGUUACAUGGGAUUUCUUGGCUUGCUUUUUGGCCUUAAUCUAUCUUUUAUCUCUAGUGAUGUUCUAAUUCAAGUCCUAAAGAAUAAUGCAAAUGAAAAUAGGGGAUCAGCUGAUUUUUUCAAUGAGAUCCCUUCAACCAGCGGCAGAGAGACAGAGUUGACAUCAGAAGAUGAAGUUGGUCGGCUGUUGAACUGUGGUGAUCACUAUGCAGUGUUGGGCUUCAACCGCUUUGAAAAUGUUGAUAUAUCUGUACUCAAGAAAGAGUAUCGGAACCAGGCAAUACUAGUCCAUCCUGACAAGAACAUGGGCAAUGAGAAAGCUGUAGAAGCCUUUAAAAAACUUCAAAAUGCAUACGAAGUUCUGCUAGAUUCAAUAAAGAGGAAGAACUAUGACGAUGACCUAAGGCGGGAGGAGCUUUUAAAUUACAUUAGAAGUUUUCAGACUUCAUCCUACAAGGAUGAGAGGCAUGGUAUCUUCAGUUCUGAAUUCACCCAUAUUGAUGCUGAAGAUAGUGGUCCCCAUGGAGAUUCAAGAAGAAUAUUUUGCAAGAAGUGUGGUACCUUCCAUAUCUGGACUCUUGUAGAAAGAUCAAAAUCUCAAGCAAGAUGGUGUCAGGAUUGCAAUGAUUUUCAUCAGGCUAAAGACGGUGAUGGCUGGCUUGAACAGUCAAAUAUUCCAUUUUUUUUUGGAUUGCUGCAGAAGGUUGAUACACCACGUGCUUAUAUUUGUGCAGAAAGCAAAAUAUAUAAUGCAACCCAGUGGUUCAUUUGCCAGAGAAUAAGAGUUCCUGCAAACACGCACAAGCCUAGCUUCCAGGUGAACAUCAGCUUAUCUUCAAAAAACAAUGUCAAUUCCAAAGCGUCCGGCUCAUCUCAUAGAGACAGCGGAAGCAUGCCAUCUCCCAACAUGGGUGACAGCAUGACCGAGGAAGACUUGUACGAAUGGUUGCAGAAUGCCAUGAAUUCAGGAAGAUUUGAACCCGACUCCAUCCACAAAGAGGGUCCUUCCAGUAGCCGCAGCGGUUCUAAGAGCAGCAGCAAGAAGAAGCGAAAGGGGAAGAGGCAGUGGUAGGCUAUUGUUCAUUGCCUUGGCCCCAGGAAAUAUUUUUCUACGAGGAAAUCUUGUAAGAGUUAAUUUUUACUUGCGAUUCAAUAUUGUUACACUCCUGCUAAAUAAUACCUUUCGUUGAUGGCAUCUCGCUCUUCUGUUGUUCUGUCUUGCCUUGCUCUUACACGCAAGUUCAUAACAUUGGUUAAUGGAUGGUAGUGGGAAGAACUUGAGAUAUCAACGACUUACUUUUUGCUUGCUAUGGGGCUGGGGCGCUGUUGGACUUUGAUCAAGAGUAUGGUGGCCUAAAGGCUUGUAAUAUGUGAGGAAUAUUUUGGUUGGAUAGUGGAAAUAGGUGGGCUUGGCUAUCAAGCGUGUGGGGAUUGUUCUCAUGAGUUGUGAAAAGUAGAGCAUACAACUUGGGACUUAAGAGUGCAAUUGAGAGAGGGAGAGGGAGA